AACAGUGAGUGAUUGAGUACGUGAAUGAAAACAAAAACAAAGUCUCGUUCGAAGUCCGAAAUUAUUUUCUUGUUUUUCCGCAAUGUCUUUCAUUCGUUAGUCUGAGCAGCCUCGAGUAACCGGAAAAUGUCUUCGGUUAAAGUAGCGGUGAGGGUGCGACCCUUCAACCAAAGGGAAAUCGACAUGAACGCUGAACUCAUCAUCCAGAUGACGGACAAGACCACUGGUAUCCUGAAUACCAAGGCAAACGCCAGGGACGAGAAUAUCAGAUACAAAAAGUUCACUUUUGACUAUUCCUAUUGGUCGCACGAUGACCAGAACGGAAAUUUCGCGUCUCAGGAACAGGUGUACAACGAUUUGGGUGCUGAAGUUAUUGACUGUGCUUUUGAAGGCUACAAUGCCUGCGUAUUCGCUUAUGGACAGACGGGCAGCGGGAAAACGUUCACCAUGAUGGGUUCCCCCGAAAACCCCGGUCUGAUCCCUCGUAUUUGUAAGGCGCUAUUCGAAAAGAUGUCCGUUAAUUCGAAAAGAGGUACCACCCAUCGAGUCCAAGUGAGCUAUCUGGAAAUCUACCAAGAGCGUGUGGCUGAUUUGUUGAGGGGGCGCGACAACGGCUCGCUUAAAGUGCGCGAGCAUCCCAAAAAGGGGCCCUACGUGCAGGGCUUGACUACUGUUCUCGUUACCAAUUACGGGCACAUCCAAGAGUGCAUGGAAAGGGGGAACUCCCACAGAACGACGGCUGCCACUAAUAUGAAUGACGUGAGCAGUAGGAGCCAUGCUAUAUUUACCAUAACUUUUGUUCAGGCGGGAUAUUCCGAAGGAGUUCCUAGAGAAACCGUUUCCAAGAUCCACCUGGUAGAUUUGGCGGGCAGCGAAAGAGCAGACUCCACGGGAGCGGUAGGCCAACGUCUCAAAGAAGGCGCCCACAUCAACAAGUCUCUGGUAACUCUCGGUUCGGUCAUAUCGGCCUUGGCGGAAUUGACAGUCGAUCAGGCGAGUCGCAGGAAAUCCGUCUUCAUUCCAUACAGAGAUUCGGUGCUGACUUGGCUGCUGAAAGACAGUCUCGGAGGGAAUUCGAAGACCAUCAUGCUGGCAGCUAUCAGUCCCGCGGACUGCAACUACGGAGAGACUAUCAGCACUUUGAGGUACGCGAACAGGGCCAAGAAUAUCAUCAACAAGCCGACGGUCAACGAAGAUCCCAACGUCAAACUGAUCAGGGAGCUGAGGGACGAGAUCAGCAAGUUGAGGGCUAUCAUGUUCUGCGAGCAGAGGACUGAUAUGCUGGCGCAGUUGCACGAGAAGGAAGCUAAGGAAAAGGAACUGACGGAAGAAUGGACUGGAAAAUGGAGGGAGGCGCAGGCGAUAUUGAGAGAGCAGAGGGCAUUGGGAUUGAGAAAAGCUGGUCCCGGAGUCGUGCUGGAUUCCGAUAGACCUCAUCUUGUAGCCAUAGAUGAUGAUCCCCUCACCACAGGCGUUACUUUAUAUCAUUUAAAAGAAGGCAAAACCACUAUCGGGACUGACGAGUCGGACGUCAAACAGGACAUUGAACUACGAGGCGCUGGGAUGGAGCCCCAGCAUUGCACCAUAUCCUUCGAAAAUGGCGUCGCGACUCUGAUUCCCCAUCCGGGGGCGCAGGUCAUGCUGAACAACAACCAUUUGGAAUCGCCUGCUAGGCUUUCUCAAGGUUGCAUCAUCUUCCUGGGAAAAGCGCACGUUUUCAGGUUCAAUGAUCCCGCUGAGGCGGCGGAGCUCCGGAAGAACGAAAAGGCCCACAACUUGUCGCGGCUGAGCCUUUUGAGUUGGUCGACGCCGGAUUUGAAUGUGUCGAUGGAGAAUUUACAAUUUUGUUUACAUGAAUGGUUUUUCUGUGGUAAUAGAAAUGUCGAAGACGACAAAUGUGAUAUAGAAAUACAAAGACUGAAUUUGGAAAAGGAGAAGGAACAGUUCGAGAAGGAGCAAGAAGCCUUCGAGAAAAGACAGGAAGUGUUUGAAAGACGAAGGCAGACCCUGGAAGAGGCUCAAGCUAAGUUGGAGGCUGAAAAAGAGGUUGUUCAAAAGGAAUAUGCGGAGCAGACUCGUCAAUUGCAAGAAGAUUGGCAAAAUCUCGCUUCGCAGCAAAGGAGACGUGAAUCUGAACUGAAGGAGAAAGAACGGGAACUGAUCUUGAAAAGGGAGAAACUCGAGACAGAUAGGCAGCUGAUUUUAGGACAGAUUGAACGCGAAUGUGACACACUGCAAGAUUUGAAAGCAGAUAUCUUAACGAAAUUCGCGAAUACUUGUCAGCUAGUUAGGUCCUAUGCGAAUGAGAUCACUUUUCCUUCUUCUCAAGCCAAAAAUACGUUUCAGCAACUGGUCUCGAAAUCAGAGAAUACUCCCUUGUCCUAUCAAGAAACUGGAAAUCUCAUAGAUAUUUUGAACAAUGUGAAAGGUUCGUCCAUUAUACAGGACUUGGUGGAAAAACAUAGGAAAGAAUUAGCCGAACUACAAACCGAACUGAACCGCAGAGUACAAGCUUUGUGCGAGAGGCAGAGGAGCGUCGAACUGCUAGACAAGAAGAUCGUAGAUCUUGUCGACCAGCAAAAGUCCCUCAGUUCCGAUCAGAGCGAGCAAGAACACCUGCUAAAUCUAAAAGCCGAACUCUCCAAACGAACCGAAGAGGAACUGAAGGACAUCGAAUCGAGGAAACGGGGGUUGAGUUUGGAUCUGAAACCGAUACAUUCCACUCCGAGUCCGGAUUCGUGCGAAGUCAACUACGCCAACAGCAACGACAGUGCUGGGGACGGAACCGGUACACUCAGCAGCGAUACAUACCAUACAGCAGCCGACAGCUGUUCUCCCAUCUCCUGCGCUCCCAGGACAAAGGACAACUUGAUGAGCGACAGCGGGGUUGAGCUGAGACGUCGUGACGACAGUGAUUUGUCUAGCAACGACGAUAAGGCUGUCAGCGAUUCGCAGUCGACUAGUUCUGUGGAGAACCGUUCUCCGACCACGAAGAAGAACAAGAGGAAAGAUCCCGAACAGGUUCUGCGAAGGUUGUCGCAGAGAAUCUCGCAGCAGAAGCAGCUCAUCUUCCGCAAUUUGGACGGGCAUUAUCCGAAUGAUCAGUUGGAUAGCCAGAUUGCGGCUUUGAAGGAACUCCAAAGGCAGUACUCGGUCCUCAAACAUGGAACUUCUUCUUGCUGUCUUCUAGCUAGGGUACAGAAUCAACGACUGUUACCCUAUCAACAGAACUUAUACCGUUCGAUGCCUUCCAUUAACUUAGAAUCAGAUCGAGAUUCUAUAGUGUGCAUAACGAGUUACUGCCUUCGAGGAACGGGCACUAAAACUCAUUACGAAUACGAGGUUAGAAUAUCGACAGUCGACGACAGGUGGAGUAUCCUACGUCGUUACAGUCGCUUCAGAGAUCUACAUAUAGCAAUGAAGGCUCGUUACAGGGAUAAGGUGGCUUCCCUUCCUUUCCCGUCGAAAACCCUCUUCUCGACCACCGAAACGGUGGCGCAGUCCAGGAAAAGGCAGUUGGAGACUUACCUCAUUCGGCUCAUCGAGACGUGCAGGAGUCUCUCUUCGUGUCCGCUCGCGUAUGGCGAGCCUGUCACCAAGGCCGCGUUGGUCAGCUUCUCGCCGUUUUUUCGGAAAGAUCUUCGAGAGCGGCAAGUACGGAACUUCAUGAUUGAAGUUUCACCUACUUGUAAGAUUAAGACCAUAGUUGAAGUUGAUUUAUAUUUAUUAUUGAUAAUUUUAUCAAAUUUGUUAUAUUUUUGGAAUGUUUUUAAUAGUGAAUCAUGUUGAAGUUAAUUCGA
Messenger RNA from Leptinotarsa decemlineata (Colorado potato beetle), 3800 nucleotides. It is a transcript of the gene Klp98A, whose product is annotated as kinesin-like protein 98A. Gene Ontology annotation, biological process: microtubule-based movement. Lineage: Eukaryota; Metazoa; Arthropoda; Insecta; Coleoptera; Chrysomelidae. The record is from RefSeq and is a predicted model, not a curated record. Gene Ontology annotation, molecular function: microtubule motor activity; phosphatidylinositol binding; ATP binding.